CUUCCGAUUCGCCACUGCCAAUGGGUGGCGACUGUUGAGCUCAUCUAUAUCUCCAAUAUCCAAUUCCGAACCAGACCUUCGCUCCAGAUCUCUCCUCUCUAUUCUUUAAACCGAGCCAAAAGUAGAAAAAUCCAAUCGAAUCUAGGGAAAUCAAUCCUAGUCCUUGCGCCGAUCCAUGGCCGCCACCAGCACCCCCUGCGGUCUGUUCUCCCGGGCUCUGUUCGACCCCCAUGCCACCGACUCCCGCGGCCAGCUCGGGCCGCGCUCCGUCUGCCUACCGUUGUUUCCGAUUGUGCCGCGGAAGAACGCUUCCUGUUAUAGUAAGCCUGCGCUGCUCCCGGAUCAGCUCAUUCUCGACUUACCGCUGCUGCGUUACGGCCGGCCAGCAUCAAGGAGUGUCAUUGCAAUGGCCAACGAAGGAACACCUGCUGAAGCCUCAAGUGAGCUUCCUGAAAUUGUGACGACCAUAAAGGAAGAGUGGAACAAACUUGAAGAUAAGUAUGCUGUGGCUUCUCUUGUAUUUGCUGGAAUUAUCGCUCUAUGGAGUGCCACCGGCAUUAUCUCGGCAAUUGAUAGGCUGCCUAUAGUUCCUGGUGUUCUUGAACUUGUCGGAAUUGGUUACACAGGGUGGUUCAUAUACAGCAACCUGAUCUUCAAGCCUGACAGAGAAGCUUUGCUUGAAAAAGUGAAGAGCACCUAUAGCGACAUCAUUGGGAAUAACAGUUGACUGCAAAGAAGAUUGAUUCUAUUGAAUCAUGAGGCUAACCGAUGAGAUCAAUGCUCCCUGGAAGAUAUGUUCUCGAGAUAUGUAGUAGAAUAUUUCAUGUUCCAGCAUAAUGUAUAUUUCCUGGAUAAAAUUCUUGUUUGCAAUGUAUCAAUUACACUGAAGUAACUUAUGAAUUUAUUUUUCCAAAA
Messenger RNA from Zingiber officinale, 915 nucleotides. RefSeq names its product protein CURVATURE THYLAKOID 1B, chloroplastic-like. The coding region runs from base 176 to 727 and encodes 183 amino acids. NCBI's taxonomy places the organism in Eukaryota, Viridiplantae, Streptophyta, Magnoliopsida, Zingiberales, Zingiberaceae. The transcript has 6 exons. The record is from RefSeq and is a predicted model, not a curated record. Gene Ontology annotation, cellular component: chloroplast thylakoid membrane; thylakoid.